AAUCCGUAUUCUGACAACGCUCAUAGUUACAGAGAAAAAUAGAUAAAUAAAUACAAUAUUUGUCUGAGACGCCGACGACUCAACCAAAGCCAGCCACCCCCUCCUUUCUUAUAAUUGCUUCGACUUUUCUUUGCUCUUGGACCAGCCGACUCAUUUGUUUCCCAUCACUCUUGCAUCCUGUUGUAGAAUUUUGCGAUUGAGAGAGAGAGAGAAUGUCUGCUGGAGGAACUCAGAAGAGCUUGAGGAAAGCACUGGGAGCCAUUAAGGAUUCCACGACUGUUUCAUUGGCGAAAGUCAAUAGUGAUUACAAGGAAUUGGACAUUGCUAUUGUUAAAGCUACAAAUCAUGUUGAGCAACCUGCUAAGGAAAAACACAUUAGAGCUAUUUUUGCUGCUAUUUCAGCUACUAGACCCCGAGCUGAUGUUGCCUAUUGCAUCCAUGCUCUUGCUAGACGGUUAUCAAAGACACAUAAUUGGGCGGUUGCAUUGAAAACUUUAAUUGUAAUUCAUCGUGCUUUGAGGGAAGUGGACCCCACAUUUCAUGAGGAGGUCAUCAAUUAUGGUCGAAGCAGGAGCCAUAUGCUUAACAUGGCUCAUUUUAAAGAUGAUUCCAGCCCAAAUGCAUGGGAUUAUUCUGCAUGGGUGCGCUGUUAUGCCUUAUUUUUGGAGGAGAGGCUGGAAUGUUUUCGUGUGUUGAAGUAUGAUGUUGAGACAGAUCACCCUAGAACCAAAGAUUUGGACACUGCCGAAUUGCUGGAGCACUUGCCCGCUCUGCAGGAGCUUCUGUUUCGAGUUCUUGGUUGUCAGCCACAAGGGGCUGCAGUUUAUAACUUUGUUAUUCAGUUGGCCCUUUCAUUGGUUGCAUCCGAAAGCAUUAAAAUCUAUCAGGCUAUAACUGAUGGUACUAUCAAUUUGGUUGACAAGUUCUUUGAGAUGCAACGCCAAGAUGCUCUGAGGGCCUUAGAUAUAUACAAGAGGGCUGGCCAGCAGGCUGAGAGACUGUCUGAAUUCUAUGAAAUAUGUAGAAAUAUUGACAUUGGACGUGGAGAAAGGUUUAUAAGGAUUGAGCAGCCUCCUGCUUCAUUCCUACAAGCAAUGGAAGAAUAUGUAAGAGAAGCUCCACGGGGUUCAACAUUUAGGAAAGAUCAGGUGGUUGACAAUAAAAUUUCUGCCCCUAAGGAAGUUUUGGCCAUAGAGUACCAAAAAACCCCAGAGGUGGACACAAAGCCACCCUCACCUCCUCCACCAGAACCAGUAAAAGUAGAAGAGCCUGUUGUUGAACCUCCUGAUUUAUUGGGUCUGGAAGAUCCUGCUCCAGUUGCUUCAGAAUUAGAUGAGAAGAAUGCUCUUGCUUUAGCUAUCAUUCCAGCUGAUGCUGAGCAAAAACCUUCUGUGGCUCCCAAUCAUGCAAAUGGAACUACAGGCUGGGAAUUGGCGCUUGUUACUGCUCCAAGUUCAAACGAAAGCGCCGCUGCUGCUAGCAAAUUGGCGGGAGGCCUAGACCUGCUUACACUAGACAGCCUGUAUGAUGAUGCAAUGAGAAGAAACAACCAGAAUGUAAGCUACAACCCUUGGGAGACACCGGCAAUGGCUGGUCCAAUGAUGCAACAAACAGGACAUGAUCCCUUUUAUGCCUCGGGCAUGGUUGCUGCUCCACCUUCAGUGCAGAUGGCAGCCAUGACAAACCAACAGCAGGCUUUCAUGUUGCAGCAGCAGCAGCAUCAGCAGAUGAUGAUGAUGGGCCAGCAACAACAGCCUUUGAAUCCUUUCGCAAACCCAUAUGGAACCGUAACCAGUGCCCAUCCCUAUGGCACAGGUAUGCCUGUUCAAGCCUACAAUCCAUAUACAGGCCUUAUAUAGUUAAUUUUAGCAAAACAGACAUGUUCUAUAUCAGUACACCUGGUGGAAAAUAGGAAUGUUGAGUUUGGGAUUCAGCCGCAGGUAAGUUUCAGAUUAUACAAUUGUGUACCAUAUGUUGUGCAGGUGCAGUACUUAGGUAGAAUCACAUUCUUUCUAUAAUAACUAGUGAGGGGGAGAGCUCUGUUUGCCAAUUAUUUAUAUUGAUGAAGAUUGGAAUAAUAUUUGUCUAGACCAUAGAACUUAUUUUCCUAUUGACCUGCUUAGAAGCUGUUGAUGUUGAAGCAGGAAACCCUUUUCUUUUUUAUUACUAUUAGCCCCCUCUUGCAGUUCUGGUAAGGUUCUUAUACAUGAUAGAAAUGAUUUGUAAUCUUUGUGACUUUACCACUUUUUUAUAAAUGAGACGUUCAAAUUUGAUCUA
This is a messenger RNA of Mangifera indica (mango), 2277 nucleotides long. Its product is annotated as putative clathrin assembly protein At5g35200. Bases 213 to 1859 code for a protein of 548 amino acids. Gene Ontology annotation, cellular component: clathrin-coated vesicle; clathrin-coated pit. Gene Ontology annotation, biological process: clathrin-dependent endocytosis; vesicle budding from membrane; clathrin coat assembly. Gene Ontology annotation, molecular function: SNARE binding; phosphatidylinositol-4,5-bisphosphate binding; clathrin heavy chain binding. NCBI's taxonomy places the organism in Eukaryota, Viridiplantae, Streptophyta, Magnoliopsida, Sapindales, Anacardiaceae. The record is from RefSeq and is a predicted model, not a curated record. The transcript is spliced from 16 exons.